AUGGCCGCUGUUUCCGCCGACCCUGGCGCCGGCCAGCUGCCCCAGCCCCCUGAGCUGCCGCAAAUGGACCCAGUGGCGCAGCGCAUCGCAAAGACGUUCGACGCGCGCGCCGCUGGCUAUGACUCAGACCAAUCCAUCCACGGCCCAAUGGCCGACGCGCUGCUGGCGCGCGCGGCGCCCGCGGCGGGCGAGCGCGUGCUUGACCUGGCCUGCGGCACCGGCCUGGUGGCGCUCGCGGCCGCGGCGGCGGUCGGCAGCAGUGGGCGCGUUGUGGGCGUGGACCUAUCGGGGGCCAUGCUGCAGCAGGCGAGCUUGUUCCUCGACUUUGGGACGUUCUGCGACGUCGCAGCGCGCCACGGCCUCGUCAUCCCAGACCCAUGCGCCCGCCUGGGGUCGCGCAAGCUGGUGCAGGACGCCCUGGCUGCGGCCGGCUUCAGCCGCGUGCAGGUGGACGAGGAGCGCCAGGAGAGGUGGCACAAGGCGGGGUCCCCGCAGGAGUAUGCCGAGAAGAUGUGGCUGUUCUCGGCAACGGGCAACCCCCACAACCCGGUGGACGAGACCGUGCUGCCACCGCCGGCGCUCGCGGCGCUGAGGGCGGAAGUCGUCGCGGUGAUCGCGCGCGGCGCGGCGGAGCGGUUCGAGGAGGGGCGGGGGGUGAUGAGCCCCUGCACCCUGCUGCACGUUUUGGCGCGCCCGUGA
Monoraphidium neglectum is the source of this 699-nucleotide messenger RNA. RefSeq lists its product as hypothetical. The record is from RefSeq and is a predicted model, not a curated record. The coding region runs from base 1 to 699 and encodes 232 amino acids. The transcript is spliced from 3 exons. NCBI's taxonomy places the organism in Eukaryota, Viridiplantae, Chlorophyta, Chlorophyceae, Sphaeropleales, Selenastraceae.